This is a messenger RNA of Phytophthora infestans T30-4, 228 nucleotides long. RefSeq lists its product as uncharacterized. The transcript has a single exon. NCBI's taxonomy places the organism in Eukaryota, Oomycota, Peronosporomycetes, Peronosporales, Peronosporaceae. The record is from RefSeq and is a predicted model, not a curated record. The coding region runs from base 1 to 228 and encodes 75 amino acids.
AUGACGGCAUCUAGUGAGAUCGUCGUCAGAGCACAUGUUCCGGCUUCAAAAAUUGCACAACUGAAGACCCCUGUCAAAAACGCCACCGCAGCAGCAAAAAAGAAAACACUCGAGCCAACAAACACGGGAACGGCCCUAGUCAAGCGAUCGAUCAAGCCUUUCAAGUCGAGAAUGAUGGAUGAGGUUCCACUGUUUGUAGAGGACGACUUUGAAGAGGUAGAACAGUGA